This is a messenger RNA of Caenorhabditis sp. 36 PRJEB53466, 1335 nucleotides long. Lineage: Eukaryota; Metazoa; Nematoda; Chromadorea; Rhabditida; Rhabditidae. The record is from the annotation of a GenBank genome assembly.
AUGUUCCGAUCUGUGGCAGUAGCUCGAAUAGCUCGAAAAGCAUUCGAGAAUGCAGCCGAAAAGAAAGAUGUACUGGGCACGUUUUGAUAAUUAAAUGAAUUUGGAAAGUUUUCAGACAGUCGCUAAAAUUCAGAACAUUAUCCGGUGCAGCCAGACAGAAUUCGAUCGAGGAAUCCAAGAGUAUCGCGAUUUCAGGUAAGUGUGCUCCAAACUUACUGAAAAUCAAUAAUCGCAUCAAUUUUGUUUCAGAGAAACGCACGACACCCCGGACUGGGGAGUCAUCCGAAUGAGCAGCAUCGCAAUGGCUCAGAAUCGGAUAGAAGAGGCCGAAGUGAUACUCAAAGAGCAGAUGGAAGAGUAUGGCGGGGCGCAGCGGAGACAGGGUUCGCGACGCAGCUUCUCCGCUCUUUAAAUGAAUGUGUCAUAUUUGCAGCCAGAAACGCCGACGUGAGCGAUGAGCAAAUCUGCGCUUCACUCGAACGGGUCAUCCGAAAAACAGACGAAGACGACGUCGCCUACCGAUUUUUCGAUUUCCUCAAGAAGUACAAAUUUUGCGCGAAUCGUGACGUCUUUCUAAGUUUGCUUGUUGAAUUGACGGUUAGAAAGUGGGUUCAGUAUAAUUUUUGUGCCAAACAUGAGAAUAACAUUGUCAGACACGGCUGGAAAGCGGGUCUCAGUCGGAUGAAGCAGCAGAUGGAGGAGGAAAAACGGACGAAGAACAUGACAAUGAGCGUGUAUUACAUUCUGGAAAAGGCCUGGAGAAAUAGUGAAGCAGAAGAAGGUUAGUCGAACGGAAAGGAAUUUGGAGCAGUUGAAACUGGAUACUUUUUCAGCCGAAACCAAAUUGAGCGAAGUUGGAUUUGUAAAGCCAUCAACGUUGAAAUGUCUCAAACUCUUCAUCCGUCUCUGCGAACUCCCACGGCUAGAAAUUGCGGAUUUCUGUAAACGAAAUUCCAUUAUUUUCGCCCAUGAAGACGUCGUUUUUCUGAUAGAAUUGGCUGGAAAAUUGAAAUAUGUAUGGACAUCCUUUUAUAGAUAACUUCGAUAUACAAUAUCUCCGUUCAGCCAAUGCCUCUACUCAAUCUUCUGGAAAUCGAUCCGUUCGUCCACCUACCCAAAUCGAGCAUCUUUCCGAUUCUCGAUCAGCUCAUCAAACUCGCUGGAAAGUCUGGAGAAGCUGAACAUCUGGAGCAGAUGAUGUGGAAAGUCAAAAAAGUUCGUGAAGUGUCCGAAGAGGAGAAGUCGAUCCUGUACGGCAAGCUGCGCCAUUUCUACAAGUGCCUAAAUGUGACGCCGCCCAAGAAGUUGUACUUUUUAAUGAACCCCAUCGAAUAG